Ictalurus punctatus (channel catfish) is the source of this 3943-nucleotide messenger RNA. Its product is annotated as stimulated by retinoic acid gene 6 protein-like. Gene Ontology annotation, molecular function: signaling receptor activity; retinol transmembrane transporter activity. NCBI's taxonomy places the organism in Eukaryota, Metazoa, Chordata, Actinopteri, Siluriformes, Ictaluridae. Gene Ontology annotation, cellular component: plasma membrane. The record is from RefSeq and is a predicted model, not a curated record. The transcript is spliced from 19 exons. Bases 929 to 2869 code for a protein of 646 amino acids. Gene Ontology annotation, biological process: vitamin A import into cell.
GCUGUAGUUGAAGUCAAGACUGAGAGCGGGAUUUGUUCAUUAUUUUUAUUUCAUUGUUCCAAACGUUUCUGAAAAUGGUGUAAAUCAGGGACUGAGUCCUGGGGUCUCCAUUUCACUCAGACUUACACCGAUCAGCCAUAACAUUAAACCCAUCUGGUAAUGCUGUGCCUCUGAACCGGCUCUGAUCCGUCCACGCAUGGACUCCACGAGACUUCUGAAGGUGUGCGCUGGGAUCUGGCACCAAGACGUUUACAGCAGAUGAGGUCUGUACAUUGUGAGAUGGGGUCUCCGUGGACUUGUUUUUCCAGAACGUCCCACAGAGGGAAUUCGGAGGCCGAGUCAACGCCCUGAACUCUUUGUCGUGUUCCUCAAACCGUUCCUGAACACUUUGUGCAGUGUCUCAGGGAGCGUUAUCCUGCUGAAAGGGACCACUGAUAUUAGUGAACACCGUUACCAGGAAGGGGUGAACUCGGUCUGCAACAGUGUUUAGGUAGGUGGUACGUGUCAACGUAACAGCCACAUGAAUGCCAGGACCCGAGGUUUCUCAGCAGAACAUUACCCAGAACAUCACGCCGCCUCCACCGACUCACCUUCUUCCCAUAGUGCAUCCUGGUGCCGUCUCUUCCCCAGGUAAGAGACGCACACACCCCGGCCUCCACAUGAUGUAAAAGAAAACCUGAUUCAUCAGACCUGGCCACCUUCUUCCAUAGGUCCAGUUGUGAUGUUAACGUGCCCAUUGUAAGUAUUUUGGUGGUGUACAGGGGGUCAGCAUGAGCACUCUGACCGCUCUGCAGCUACACAGCUCCAAGCUGUGAUGCUCUGCGUGUUCUGACUCCUUUCUAUCAGAUCCAGCAUGAACUUCUUCAACAGUUUGUGCUGCAGUAGAUCUUCUGUGGGAUCGGACCAGACGGACUAGCCUUCUCUCCUCAUGCGUAUCACUGAGCCUUGGGAGCCCAUGACCCUGUCUCCUGGUCUCCGGUUCUCCUUCCUUGGACCGCUUUUGGACAGAAAAGUUGAGCCCAUGGACCCAAACUCCACCGCUGUCCCAAACAGUGGGACAGAUUCAAAGCGGAAUUGUGAGGAUUUCGAUCUGUAUUUCCUGCAUGUCAGUCUGCUUCCUGCGGUGUUAAUAAUACUGCUGCUGUCACUUGUAGAGCGCAGAAAGAGGGUUUUUGCCCUGGAGAGGAGAUUUAUGCCCCCGUGUCUGAGCGGACGCUUUGGUGUCGUGGUACCCGUGGACUUUUUGAGCACUCUGGAGAACCGAUGGUCCUACGCUUUUGCUUUCGGUGCCGUCGCUCAGCACAUGGUCAACCUGAUCAUCAACAUCGACAGCGACCCGCUUCUCGUCAAACUGCCGCCUUCUCUAAAAGUAUUUAUGUACAUGGUAGCAGCAGUGAAAGUGGGCGUGGCCUGCAUGCCGUUAUUCGCCUGCUUUUCAACACCACACAAUCUGCUGGGAGGAGUGUUGGGCCUGCUGUAUUCACUCUACUGGUUCAGUCUGGAAGUGUAUGAGUUAUACUGGUGCGGUGAUUCUAAUGUGUCUAAAGGUGGUUUAAGAGAUUACUUACUGGUAGACGAGUGGUUACUGGAUGUCCCACAUUUACUGUGUUUUGGGUUCCUGGUGUGUCGCUUUGGGUUCCUGAUAGUGGAGGAUAUCCUGAUCCGCCUGAAGAAACACAGCAAACAGGAGGAAGUAAAGAAGGAGCAGUACAAGUAUGUACAGAGAUUAUUGCAACGGCCGGCUGACAGGUCUGUGGAGAAGAGCUGGUUCCAGAAGAACGUGUACGAGUGGGAUCCGUAUUUUAAAUUUCCAUCCAGGAUCAUUAGCACCGUCGUGCUCUGCUUCUUCUGUCUGUACUUGGUGGUGCUAAUCGAGCAGGUCAUUGCUUGGUUUGCGAUCAGAAUGCUGAAUUAUUUAGGGAAGGAGUUUUUGACUGCUUUUCUCAACCUACACGUACACUUCAACUAUUUCAAAUACACGUGGUACGUCUCCUCGGCCUGUGCCUCGUUCUCGGCCGUGGUUCACAUCGGCUCUGUGUUGGUGUAUUACAGGAGGCACAUUAAAUCCAUGUGGGCUGGAGAAAAAAUCUACUUACCCAGGAACUACAAACCAUGUCCUACUGUUAGUUUGGGUGGGGUUUUGAAGUACCCUGGCUAUCAGAUCGCCUUCACUGUGUGGGGUUAUCUGCUCGUACACUUGGCGAUGUUCGUGUGUGGCUUGGUGUUCGUGUAUACGGUUAUAUCACCGAUCAGAACACACAACUUUCAGCACUGGCUAAAUAACCUGAUCAUCGUUCUGGCAAAUUUCUUCGUCCUGCUGGCUGUGAUGGGGCUCCAGCGCGUGUUCCUCCACAUGUUUUUCCUGCAAGAUAAAAACUCGCCUACGGAUGAAGACAAGCCGCUAGCGCUCAACAACAGGAAGGUCUUCCACAACGUUAACUACUUCCUCUUCUUCUUUAACAUGAUCUUGGGUUUGAUGAGCUGCGUGAUGCGGUUAAUGAAAAGCGUCGCCGUGGGGUUGGUGUUGCUGCCGCGGAUCGAGCGAGCCAUAAUGCCGCAGGGCUUCGAGAAGUUAGACAAGAGUUACUGUACGUGGUUGGGAAUGAUAUUAACAGAUCACCAUCACAGUAAUCCAGUUCUGGUGUGUUUCUGUCACCUGCUGCUCGAACACACAGCGCAGCGUGUCGGCGUGUACGAGAGACUGCACCAGGAAUUAGAGCCCCCUGCGAAAGAGCGCGCUCGCGCCCGCUGGCUUCUCAUGUACACCCUGGUGAGGAACCCUAAACUCAUCCUGCUGAGAAAGCAAGCCGAGCAGAACAAAGCGGACACCGAAUUCGCCUUCGCCUGGGCCGUCUCACAUACAUCGUAAAUACGGUCCAUUAUGUGAAAAAGUCUCAGUAGUCACAGCUUUCAUACUUGGUUCAUCUCUCUCAGGAACACGGUGUCAUGAGCAGGGUACCGGGCAGUGCAAGGGGACGUUUUUUUGUUUGUUUGUUUUUUACUAUAUAUGGGGAUUUGGAGGUGUUUUUUACGUAAAUAAGUCUUUAGUGAGUAGUCUAGUCCAUAUUAUAUACUGUGUGUUAAAUGUGCGAUAAAUUCCGUUUCCUCUUGUGUACCGAUUCAUACUGUUUUAAAAAGCUGUUCCACACACACUGUGAUCAGCGAAACUCCGGGAUUUUUGUAUUGUACUGUAGAGUUUUACUGUUUAAUGUCCACAUUAGAAAGAAAAGGUUUUCUCGACACCAAGAAAACGCCUAUAAUGUUAAUAUAAUCCGGGUGCAGGAGAGAUACUGGAACAUGGGGGAAGAGCACACCCUGGGCAGGACAGUCACACACACAUACACACACGUUCACAUUCACUAUGGACAGUUUGGAGACGCCAGUCAUCCUAAAACAAGUCUUUGGACUGGGGGAGGAACGGAGAAACACAGAAACAUCCAACAGAGAAAGACAGAGAAGCUGAAGAUCUGGGAAAAUGAGUGGAGUCCAAAUAUACAAUGUGUACACAGUCCAAUCUGCUGCCCAAGAGAAGAACUUACCGGCUAAAAUGAUCAGGGUGGAGGCGGAUCCGGAGCCUACCCCACGAACACUGUCUGUGAGGUAGGAAGUCCAAGACCAGUCCAAGACCAGGACUAACCAAGAUUGUCAAGACUGAGUCUUAACGGGGGUCGAGGACGAGUCGAGUGAGACCGAAAAUCAUCAAAUCCAUUUUGAGGCCAAAGAGAUGUGUGCUUUCUUCAAACAUGUGGAAUUCUUGAUGGUCUCAUGUUUAUUAGUUUAUAUAUAUAUAUACAGUAUAUCCUGCUAAAUAACUUUUUCCACAUCAUUUCUUUGUGUUGCUACGCAGAUUAUAGAAGGCUUGUCCAUUCAUUUGUGUAAAAUAUAACGGCGACAAAUUCAUUUUGUAUCAUUACUUAUAUAACAAUAAACGAGUUGAGGUUGA